Messenger RNA from Penicillium cataractarum, 1131 nucleotides. RefSeq names its product branched-chain amino acid aminotransferase. The transcript is spliced from 2 exons. The record is from RefSeq and is a predicted model, not a curated record. The coding region runs from base 1 to 1131 and encodes 376 amino acids. Gene Ontology annotation, biological process: branched-chain amino acid metabolic process. Gene Ontology annotation, molecular function: branched-chain-amino-acid:2-oxoglutarate transaminase activity. NCBI's taxonomy places the organism in Eukaryota, Fungi, Ascomycota, Eurotiomycetes, Eurotiales, Aspergillaceae.
AUGGGAUUCCCUCCUCCCCCAGCACCUCUCGACUGGAACGACAUUGGCUUCAAGGUGCGCGAUGUCAACGGCCAUGUCGAAUGCCACUACUCACAAUCCGGCAACGGCCAAUGGUCGACCCCGCGCUUCGUGCACUCGCCCUACCUCUCCAUCCACGGGAUGGCCCCAGGCCUAAACUACGGCCAACAAGUCUACGAAGGCCUAAAGGCCUUCCGCCACGCGGAGAAUAGCAAAAUCACCAUAUUCCGACCGGACCGCAACGCAAAGCGCAUGCAGAAAUCCGCCGAGGUCGUCUCGAUCCCGCCCGUCCCGGAGGAUCUCUUCCUCGAUUGCGUGCGAUUGGCCGUCGGUGCGAAUGCCGAGUUUGUUCCUCCGUUUGAAUCCGGUGCUGCGAUGUAUGUUCGGCCGUUGUUGUUCGGAUCGUCUGCGCAGUUGGGAUUGAGUCCGCCGGAUGGAUAUACGUUGGUUGUGUUUGUGAUGCCGACAGGUGUGUAUCAUGGCGCUAGUGCGGUGGACGCGUUGAUUCUGGAGGACUUUGAUCGUUCGGCGCCGUUUGGAACGGGGAAUGCCAAGGUUGGUGGAAACUAUGCGCCCGUCUUGCGACACAGUGAUCGGGCGCGUCAGGAAGGGUUUGGAAUUACCUUGCACUUGGAUAGUGCGACGCGCAGCGAGAUUGACGAGUUUUCUACCUCUGCUUUUAUCGGUGUGAAGCGGGAUGGUGAUAAUAUCACCGUCGUGCUGCCGGACAGUCGCAACGCGAUUGAUUCGGUUACGGCAUCGUCCGUCGCUGAUAUCGCCCGCUAUCUGGGUUACAAGGUUGAGAAACGACGAGUCGGAUAUGAAGAGCUAAGCACAUUCGACGAGGUGGUUGCUGCAGGAACUGCAGCUGCACUUGUCCCCGUUCGAAGUAUCACGAUGCGUUCCAAGGGUGACAAGUUUGAAUAUCGCUGUGGAGACCAGGCCCAGGGUGGUGAGGUCUGUGUCAAGCUUCUACAGACACUUCGUGGAAUUCAAUCUGGAUCAAUUGAGGAUUCAAUGGGCUGGAACUACGAAGUGACGGCUCCUCCCAAGGAAUGGAUCGAAGAGGGUUCUGCAGAGAAGGUCGAUCAGAGUGGAACUACAGUGCCUUGA